AUGGCAUCUGGAGCACCCGGUCAGAAGGCUUUCGUCCGCCUUUCGUGGAACUGGGUGGUGGACAGUGCUGGGCCGAAAAGUGCUGUCGAUAGGCUCCUGGACAUAGUCCCAAGCUUUGGGGGAUGGCUACGAGCCAUGUUCCUGCCUGUCGGGUACCCGGCGUCUGUUCAUCCGGUGUAUGCGAAAGUCCACAUCUAUCAAUUCCUCGAAACCUUCGUAUGGAGCGCCGUAUCAGUUCUCUGCUCUCAAGCUAUGUUGGCCUCCAUCGGCAUCGGGUCGACUGCAGCAGCGGCCGGCACUGCUGUUGCCGUCCAGUGGGUUCUAAAAGAUGGCAUCGGCGAAAUAGGGAAAUUGUUCUUCAUUCAACGGUUUGCUCGGUCUUUUGAUUCCCAUCCGAAAACUUGGAAGUUUGUGGGAGAGGUGUCCUCGCUCACGGGGGCUUUCAUGCAACUCUGCACGGUGGUUUCGCCUUCGUCAUGGUUUUUACCGCUGGCAAGCGCUGGAUACGCCCUGCGGUCCAUACAUUACAGCAUAUGGGGUGCAACGCACAUGACGUUCACAAGGAACUUUGCGUUGCAAGGAAAUGUCGGCGAUCUUGUGGCAAAGGAUGACAGCCAAAUGAGCGUAGCACACUUGGCGGGCAUGCUCUGGGGUGUUGGCGCGAUUACCAUCUCGCAUUCGCCAGCUUAUCUCUUCACUGGAUUCUUGCUCCUUACGCCCAUCCACUUCUUCAUGACCCUUUCCUUACUGCGUGCAGCGCAGUUUGAGGUGCUGAAUCAUACCAACUUGACCUUGAUCUGUCGGCAAUAUGUAGCUGACCAGACAAUUCCUGGCAUGAACGAUCUGAAGCGGCACGAGCGCUGGUUUGGGGAAUGGUUGGCGAAAGGCGAGCAGGUCGUCCGCAUCGAUGUUGGAGCAACUGCCAACAAGGCUUUCGACGACGCGUCUGUCUUGUCCACGGCAAUUCGCGUCUUGAAGACGGAGAAUUAUCUCCUAUCUACGCCAAACUCUCCCAACGAACCUGUGCACAUCUGUCUUCAUACCUCCGCGGCCGCUCACGACGUCAUCAAAGCGAUGCUGCACGCCACUCGGUUCCACCAUGAGCUCGCCGGGUCGCCGACCAAGGUGGCGAAGAAUUGCGCGCUCACACCGCUUGAAUCCUCCCAUCAGUGGACAUUGAAUCAUUUCCCGCGCUUCAUCGCGGAGCUGGACGAGCGGGAUUGGCAAAGCGAUGCGGUUUUCUGGGGGGAUGGCGGCCGUCGCGUGGAGUGGAAAAGAGGGGAGGGCAAAUGA
Messenger RNA from Fimicolochytrium jonesii, 1293 nucleotides. Its product is annotated as vitamin B6 photo-protection and homoeostasis-domain-containing protein. The coding region runs from base 1 to 1293 and encodes 430 amino acids. The transcript is spliced from 5 exons. Lineage: Eukaryota; Fungi; Chytridiomycota; Chytridiomycetes; Spizellomycetales; Powellomycetaceae. The record is from RefSeq and is a predicted model, not a curated record.